Messenger RNA from Aspergillus chevalieri, 1104 nucleotides. Its product is annotated as putative DNA 3'-phosphatase Tpp1. NCBI's taxonomy places the organism in Eukaryota, Fungi, Ascomycota, Eurotiomycetes, Eurotiales, Aspergillaceae. Gene Ontology annotation, molecular function: double-stranded DNA binding; polynucleotide 3'-phosphatase activity; ATP-dependent polydeoxyribonucleotide 5'-hydroxyl-kinase activity. Bases 1 to 1104 code for a protein of 367 amino acids. The transcript has 6 exons. Gene Ontology annotation, biological process: DNA repair. The record is from RefSeq and is a predicted model, not a curated record.
AUGCUGAAAAUGGCAGGGACUAGCGCAGCGAAAAGAGCAGCGUCCCCCACCCGCGCCAUCUCCCCGCCCCCACUCAAGAGAACGGCGGCGACGACGGCGACGACGACGACGAAGACGACAGUGACGACAAAAUCAGCAGCAAACUUCUUCACCCCCCUCUCGCAAAAGAAACCUGACCCUCUAACGUGGAGGACAGUCAACAACACGCUCAUCAUUGGAAGAUACGCAGGGCAGAAGCACAAACGAUCGACCGCGAAGAAGCAAAAGAUUGCUGCGUUUGAUCUCGACUCUACUCUGAUCACGUCGGCGUCCGGGACGACCUUUGCGAGGAGCCCGAAGGAUUGGAAAUGGUGGCAUGCGUCGGUACCAUCUCGCGUUAGGGAGCUAAACUCGGAAGGAUACCAAGUCGUCGUCGUCUCGAACCAGAAGCAGAUCAGCUUGAAGAAGGGGGCUGCUGAGUCAAAGAGCUAUAACAACUUUAAAGAGAAAGUUACGGCUGUUAUGAAUGAUCUGGACGUGCCGCUAAGCGUCUACGCGGCGACUGAAAGUGAUGAGUACCGCAAGCCCCGGCUGGGGAUGUGGAGGGAGUUCCUGGAUGACUACGAUCUGGAUGUGUCGGGGGUAGAUUUGAAUAGCUCGUUUUUCGUCGGCGAUGCCGCUGGUCGGCCGGGGGAUCACUCGCAAGUGGACAGGGGUUUCGCCGUGAAUAUCGGGGUAGAUUUCAAAACACCCGAGGAAUUUUUCCUCAACCAGCCCCCGGAAGCAUUCGAGAAGCCCUUUGAUCCUGCCUCAUACCUGCACACCGGCGAACAAGACCCUCCGCUAUUCACUCGCCAACAUCCUCUCGAGCUUGUCAUUUUCUGUGGCAGUCCCGGGGCUGGGAAAUCCACGUUCUAUUGGAACAAUCUCGAGCCGCUGGGAUACGAACGUGUUAAUCAGGACAUCCUGAAAACACGUCCUAAAUGCCUGAAAGUCGCGCGAGAACAUCUGUCCGACAGGAAAUCUGUCGCUGUGGGUAAGUUCAUGUGCCCUUGUUUUCUUUGCUUUAUUCGUGCAACAUGGUACAAUGCACAAGGGGAGACACUGUAUCCGUCAGAACCCUAA